Molecule: messenger RNA, 1776 nt
Organism: Nerophis lumbriciformis (worm pipefish)
Lineage: Eukaryota; Metazoa; Chordata; Actinopteri; Syngnathiformes; Syngnathidae
Source: RefSeq, a predicted model, not a curated record
AUGACUUCUCAGCCAGCGCCACAGCGAGGAGAGCCGUUGCUGACCCACGUUGAAAAAGGGAAAGAAAGCGGCCUGCACGCCAGGGGCCAGUGGGCAAGCAAGGCCGAGUUCCUUCUGGCCGUGGCGGGACAGAUCAUCGGUUUGGGCAACGUCUGGAGGUUCCCUUACUUAUGCUACAAGAAUGGAGGAGGCGUGUUCUUUGUACCGUACCUUUUGUUUCUGGUGCUGUGCGGUAUCCCGUUGUUCCUUCUGGAGACUUCGCUGGGCCAGUACACCAGCCUGGGUGGAGUCAGCGCAUGGAGAACCAUCUGCCCAAUAUUCGGAGGUCUUGGCUACGCAAGCCAAAUGAUGAUCCUGCACGGAUGUGUCUAUUACAUCAUCAUACUAGCCUGGGCUCUCCUGUACUUGUCCUACAGUUUUCAGGCUGAACUUCCUUGGUCACACUGUAACAACUCAUGGAACACAGAGGCUUGUUUUAUGUUUGACUAUCAAAACCAGACGGCUAACGUGAGCAGCCUGCCUGACAACGCCACUUCUCCCAUUAUGGAGUUUUGGGAGCGAGAAGUGCUCCACCUGUCUGAUAAUUUAGACAAGCUCGGGCCAAUAAGUUGGAAACUUGCACUGUGUCUUGGCGUCGUCUGGCUGGUUUGUUACUUCUGCGUGUGGAAGGGGAUUAAAUCCACGGGAAAGGUCGUGUAUCUGACUGCGACCUUUCCGUAUGUUAUGCUGUUUAUACUCCUGGUGCGCGGCGCCACCUUGCCGGGAGCAGCCCAGGGAAUCAUCUACUACCUCAAACCUAACCACACUCGAUUAGCAGACCCGCAGGUGUGGAUGGACGCAGGUACCCAGAUCUUUUUUUCCUACGGAAUCUGCUUGGGAAGUUUGACCGCCCUGGGCAGUUACAACAAAUACAACAACAACUGUUACAAGGACUCAUACCUUCUGUGCCUGUUGAACAGCAGCACCAGCUUCCUGGCAGGGUUCGCCAUCUUCUCAGUACUGGGAUUCAUGGCGGAGGAGCAAAGAGUGGACAUCGCCACUGUGGCUCAAUCAGGGCCCGGCCUUGCCUUUAUCGCCUUCCCCAGAGCGGUGGCCAUGAUGCCUCUACCCCAACUCUGGGCUAUCUGCUUCUUCCUCAUGAUCAUCAUGUUAGGACUGGACACACAGUUUGUGAGUCUGGAAGCACUGAUGACAUCCGUGACCGACUUGUACCCCAACUUGAUCCGACGAGGCUACCGCAGGGAGCUGCUGCUGCUCUUCAUCUGCGUCGUGUGCUUCUUGAUCGGCUUGAUUAUGGUGACGCCGGGUGGUCUUUAUGUGUUCCAGAUAUACGAUCAUUUCUCCUGCAGUGGAGCCAGUCUGCUGCUUCUCUCCAUCUUCCAGUCUGUUGCAAUAGGAUGGAUUUAUGGUGCUGAGCGCUUUUCUUCGAACAUCAAGGACAUGACUGGCCAUAAUCCACUGUUUCUCUUCAAACUGUGCUGGAAAUACCUGACGCCUGCUGUAUGCACUGCCACGUUCCUGUUCUCCCUGGUCUGCUGGUCUCCAUUGAGCUUGGGGAAAGGUCUCGUCGCCCCUGGUUGGGCCACCGCACUGGGCUGGCUCCUCACCUUCUCUUCCGUGUCUCUGCUCCCCAUCUGGGCCAUCUACGCGCUGGCCGUGACGCCCGGCACCCUCGCGCAGCGCUUUCAACGCCUGUGCAAGCCCAGCAUGUCGGUCACCUACAGCCUGGCGCUGCCCCUCGAUGAGAAGCCAAAGGACGACAUCGUUCGAGACUGA